AAAAUGGCUCUUGAAAUAGAGAGUGCAGAUGUUAUAAGAUUAAUACAACAAUAUCUAAAAGAAAACAACCUUCAAAGAUCACUACUUACACUACAAGAGGAGACUGGUAUAUCUCUCAAUACAGUGGAUUCUAUUGAAAGUUUUGUGUCAGAUAUCAGUAAAGGACACUGGGAUGCUGUUCUUCAAGCCAUUCAAUCUCUGAAACUACCAGACAAAACAUUAAUUGACCUAUAUGAACAGAUAGUGAUUGAGUUGAUUGAGUUAAGAGAAUUAGGGGCAGCCCGUUCCUUACUAAGACAGACUGAUCCGAUGAUAAUGCUGAAACAGCAGCAGCCGGAGCGAUACAUACACCUGGAGAACCUGCUGGCAAGAUCUUACUUUGACCCGAGAGAAGCUUACACUAAUGGAAGCAGUAAAGAGAAGAGAAGAGCUGCUAUAGCUAAUGGUAUUGAAUU
Molecule: messenger RNA, 455 nt
Organism: Amphimedon queenslandica
Lineage: Eukaryota; Metazoa; Porifera; Demospongiae; Haplosclerida; Niphatidae
Product: WD40 repeat-containing protein SMU1-like
Exons: 5
Biological process (GO): mRNA splicing, via spliceosome
Molecular function (GO): protein binding
Source: RefSeq, a predicted model, not a curated record